Messenger RNA from Vigna unguiculata (cowpea), 1262 nucleotides. It is a transcript of the gene ABCI17, whose product is annotated as non-intrinsic ABC protein 3. Lineage: Eukaryota; Viridiplantae; Streptophyta; Magnoliopsida; Fabales; Fabaceae. Gene Ontology annotation, molecular function: phosphate transmembrane transporter activity; ATP binding; ATP hydrolysis activity. The record is from RefSeq and is a predicted model, not a curated record. Gene Ontology annotation, biological process: phosphate ion transmembrane transport. Gene Ontology annotation, cellular component: membrane.
GAAGAAGUGUGUCCUAAAUAUAAAAGUGAGCUUUUGCGAGGGAGGAGUCAUCUAGUGGAAGAAUCUGAGAGGUCUGGGGCAGGCUCUUUCUUCUUCACCCAAUUCUUUCAUAUUCUUCUUCAAUCUUCCAUUUGCAAUCUUCAACCUUCAACCUCGAAGCUCAUUCUCAUCUUCUCUGUUAGUAACUACCCAUGUCUUUUCUCCUAGAUGAUUGCAGGGAACACUUAUUGGAAGUGGAUUCAAAUGCCAAACCCAAAUUCAAGAUAACCAAUCUCACCAGAGUUUCCCACGACGGAGUUUCAAUCCUCAAAGGCAUCAACCUUGACAUCCCAAAGGGUGUCGUCGUUGGGGUCAUAGGCCCCAGCGGCAGCGGCAAGUCAACGCUCUUAAGAGCCCUGAACCGCCUCUGGGAACCGCCCUCCGCCUCCGUCUUCCUCGACGGCCAAGACAUCUCCCAUCUCGACGUUCUCUCCCUCCGCCGGAAAGUUGGCAUGCUUUUUCAACUCCCUGCCCUCUUUCAAGGCACAGCUGCUGAUAAUGUGAGGUAUGGACCAGGGCUUAGAGGGAAAAAGCUAACCGAUGAUGAGGUGCGCAAGUUGCUGGCAAUGGCGGACUUAGAUGCUUCUUUCAUGGAUAAGUCCGGGGCUGAACUCUCUGUGGGUCAAGCUCAAAGGGUUGCACUUGCUAGGACUUUGGCCAAUUCACCAGAGGUUUUGUUGUUGGAUGAGCCUACUAGUGCGUUGGAUCCUAUAUCCACAGAAAACAUAGAGGAUGCCCUGAUGAAGCUGAACAAGAACAGGGGCAUGACAGUGAUCAUGGUCUCUCAUAGCAUCAAACAGAUCCAGAGAAUCGCAGACAUAGUGUGCCUGCUUGUUGAUGGUGAAAUUGUUGAAGUUCUGAAGCCUGAUAAACUCUCUGAGGCCAAGCAUCCCAUGGCUCGAAGGUUUCUUGAACUCAGUUCUUAGGGGUCCUAACCUAAGCUAAGAGUUGUAAAAUUCUGUCUUGACUUGUUUGGUUUUGAGAACAUUUUAUUCUGUUCUUGAAGCCACGAUGAUUGUUCUUGCUGAUUUAUCAGCCAUGUGGACCUGUUCUCCAUUUAAACCAUUGAACCAAUCAUCUGUGAUUAUUUAUUUCUAUAUAUGUUGCUUUCAACGCUGUUUGAUGACAUCCUGGGCUGACAUAGGAUUGUGAUAGCGGAGGUUUGGUUACAGUAUGAUGUUUUGCAAAAUGCUACUAAAUACGAAUUUUGUUCUUCAAGAUUA